Molecule: messenger RNA, 1182 nt
Organism: Auxenochlorella protothecoides
Lineage: Eukaryota; Viridiplantae; Chlorophyta; Trebouxiophyceae; Chlorellales; Chlorellaceae
Product: Apyrase
Exons: 6
Coding region: 1-1182 (393 amino acids)
Biological process (GO): nucleoside diphosphate catabolic process
Cellular component (GO): membrane
Molecular function (GO): nucleoside diphosphate phosphatase activity
Source: RefSeq, a predicted model, not a curated record
AUGGGAAAGGGACGGGAGGGUCGCUGGGACCUCGUGAGAAGGCACCGCGUCCUGCUCACCGUCCUGUCCAUUCCCGUGGUCCUGGUCCUGCUGGUCCUGGGCAUCAUGCCCCGCGCCUCCCCCCUGGACCCCCGGUAUGGGGCGUCCAAGGCGGCGGACGCCUCGACGCAGCAAGCCAAGUUCUCGGUGGUCAUCGAUGCCGGGUCCACGGGUAGCCGCGUGCACAUCUUCAAGUUCCUGACCUCCGCCGCGGGGGCGCAGGACCUGCAGUUUGACAAGUUCGAGCAGCUGAAGCCGGGACUUAGCUCCUACGCCGCGGACCCCAAGGCUGCGGCAGCCUCGCUCAAGCCUCUCCUGGCCCUGGCCCUGGAGACCAUCCCAGAGGCGCUGCACGCCCAAACCCACGUCAGCGUGGGGGCCACCGCGGGGCUCAGGAUGCUGCCGGGGACCAAGGCCGACGAGAUCCUGGCCGAGGUGCGGGCCCUGCUCAAGACCUACCCCUUCCAGUCAGCGGCGUCGGACGUGUCCAUCCUGACCGGGGUCAAUGAGGGCGCCUUUGCCUGGCUGACCCUCAACUACCUGCUGGGCCGGCUGGGGGAGCACGAGGACCGCACCGUGGCGGCCAUUGACCUGGGCGGAGGGAGCGUGCAGGAGGCCUUUGCCAUGACGGCGGAGGAGGCGGCGGGCGCGCCGCACGCCAACUACACCACCACGCUCAGCGGCGGCGGGCGGCGGUACAGCGUGUACGUCUACAGCUACCUGGGCUACGGCCUGAUGGCGGGGCGGGCGGGGCUGCAGUGCAGCUUCAAUGGGGCCUGGGGCGGGGGCCGCGUGCCCUCCGUCUUCUACAUAUCCUCCUACUUCUGGGACAGGGCCGUGGAUGCAGGCCUGGUCCCCGAAACCGCCGCAAUCGAGGCCAGGGUCAAGCCGGCCGAGUUCAAGAAGCUGGCGGACAAGGCCUGCUCCGCCAAGCUGGCAGACCUGGGCACCCUCUUCCCCAACGUGCAAGAGGCGGCCCGCCCUUUCUUCUGCAUGGACCUGUGCUACGUGCACACCUUGCUGCUGGAGGGCUUCCGCGUGCCGGAGGAGACGGAGGUGACCAUCGUAAAGAAGGUCCAGUACAAGAAGGAGCAGGUGGAGGCGGCGUGGCCGCUGGGCGCGGCCAUCAACAGCCUGGGCUGA